Molecule: messenger RNA, 4578 nt
Organism: Odobenus rosmarus divergens (Pacific walrus)
Lineage: Eukaryota; Metazoa; Chordata; Mammalia; Carnivora; Odobenidae
Gene: COL20A1
Product: collagen, type XX, alpha 1
Exons: 39
Coding region: 1-4578 (1525 amino acids)
Molecular function (GO): protein binding
Source: RefSeq, a predicted model, not a curated record
AUGCCGCAGACGGCUGAGGAACAGGGACAUGAAAGUUGCUGUCAGCCGCCCUAUGACCAGGCACUGCGUGUGCCUGGGUCCUCCUGGGUGAUUUGUGCCGGACGCGUCCACCACAGCCUCUGGCUGCUGCCGGCUGUUCACGUCCCAGGACAGACCUCCGAGUGCGAGCGCUGGUGGCUGCCACCGUCGGUCUGUGGCGUGUCCGAGCGGGCAGUCACCGCGGGGCAGUCCCGGGACAGCCUGCUAGCGCACAGCUCUCCCUUGAGGAGGACCCCCCCCCCCGGAGGGACAGGGACACCCAGUGUGGAGCAGCUGUGUGUUUGCCGCUUUCAGUCGUCCGGCGGGCCUCCGUGCCCACAAGGCCCAGUGCUGCGACUGUCCUGGGAUCUCACACCCGGGACCGGGGCCUUCCUGGAGCCCUACCCUCUGCACGGCCUGGUGUGCACCCCCAGUCCCACCGGCCCUGCUGAUACGGCACAGGGAGAACACAAGGCUGCCCAGCGGCGUCUUGUGACCCAGUCUGAUCGCUUCCCUUUGGGAAUGACACUCAUCUCCGUGUCUUUGAAAUACCCCAGAAGGGACACAGUGCGGAACGUGGUGGACGUCCUUGCCAAGCUCCCUCCUGGUGCUCCCGGGAGCCGCUGGGCACAUCCGGACGCCCAGUUCAGCUGCUUCUCCCUGAUGGCCACGGACCCCACAGGGCUGUGUGGACGCUGCUGGGGAAAUGAGGCGGCUCCAGGCCCCGGGGCAGGGGCCAUGUGGGCUCCACGCUGCUGGUUGCCAGUGGGGCUGCUCCUACUGAUCCUGGAUGCUGGCCUGGGCCCCAUGAGCAGCCGCCUGAGGCUGGCUGUGCUGCCCGAGGACCAGCUGCAGAUGAAGUGGAGGGAGUCAGGAGGGGGCAACCUCGGCUACCUGGUACAGGUGAAGCCCAGGGCAGGGGACACGGAACAGGAGGUGAUGUUGACUACCAAGACCCCCAAGGCCACGGUGGGGGGCUUGAGCCCCUCCAAGGGCUACACCGUGCAGAUCUUCGAGCUCACCAGCUCAGGGAAUGCCCUGCUGGCACAGCGGGAGUUUGUGAUUGAGGAUUUGAAGAGUAACUCUGUGAGCAGGAGCAGCCAGAUGCCGCUGGAGGCAGCCGUGGAGCCCAUGCCCUCCCACGUGGGGAGCCCAGACCCUGAGCCCCGAGUUGCCUUGUCCCCAAGCCAAGACCCGCCCACUCCUGGUGGUGCAGAGUCGGGUGAGGCUAGCCCCCAGUUCCGCUGCACACCCCCCACACCCGUGGACAUGAUCUUCCUGGUGGACGGGUCCUGGAGUAUUGGCCACGGUCAUUUCCAGCAGGUCAAAGAUUUCCUGGCCAGCGUCAUCGAGCCCUUUGAAAUCGGGCCAAAUAAAGUCCAAGUCGGCCUGACUCAGUACAGUGGAGACCCCCAGACCGAGUGGGACCUCAGCGCCUUCCGCACCAAGGAGGAGGUGGUGACAGCUGUCCACAGCCUCCGCUACAGAGGGGGAAACACGUUCACAGGCCUGGCCCUGACUCACGUGUGGGAGCAGAACCUGAAGCCCGGAGCGGGGACCCGUCCAGAGGCGGCCAAGGUGGUGAUCCUAGUGACGGACGGCAAAUCCCAGGACGAUGCCCGUGCUGCUGGCCGCGUCCUCAAGGACCUGGGUGUUGCCGUCUUUGCUGUGGGCGUGAAGAACGCAGAUGAGGCUGAGCUGCAGCUCCUGGCGUCCCCGCCGCUGGACAUCACCGUCCACAACGUGCAGGACUUCCCGCAGCUCGGCACCUUGGCCGGCUUGCUCAGCCGCCUCAUCUGCCAGAAGGUGCAGGGCGGGAGCCGGGGCCCCGUUACACCGGCCGCCGGCACCCCGGCCCCAGAUACCGCCUGCACUCCCAGCAGCCUGGUCUUGACCCCGGUGACCUCUUCCAGCAUCCACCUGUCCUGGACCCCAGCCCCCCAGCUGCCGCUCAAGUAUCUGAUCACGUGGCGGCCUUCCAGGGGUGGCACCCCGCGGGAGGUGGUGGUGGAGGGGCCCACCUCGUCCGCGGAGCUUCACAGCCUGACGGCCGGCACCGAGUACUUGGUGUCUGUGUUCCCUGUCGGCAAGGCCGGGGUCGGCCAGGGCCUGCGGGGCCUUGUGACCACAGUGCCUCUGCCUGCGCCCCAGGCCCUGACCCUGGCUGCCGUGACCCCCAGAACCAUCCGCCUGGCCUGGCGGCCCUCGGCUGGGGCCACACAGUACCUGGUGCGAUGCUCGCCGGCCUUCCCCCCGGGCCAGGAGGAGGGCAGAGAGGUGCGGGUGGGACAGCCAGAGGUACUGCUGGACGGCCUGGAGCCUGGCACAGACUAUGAUGUCUGGGUGCAGAGCUUGCAAGGGACAGAGGCCAGCGAGGCCCGGGGCAUCCGUGCCAGGACUGCCACCCUGGUGCCCCCCAGACACCUCGGCUUCUCGGAUGUGAGUCACGACUCAGUCCGUGUGUUCUGGGAGGGCAUCCCGAGGCCCGUGCGCCUGUUCAGGGUCAGCUUUGUCUCCAGUGAGGGCAGCCACUCCGGGCAGGUGGAGGCCCCUGGGAAUGCCAGCUCAGCCACUCUGGGCCCUCUCUCCUCUUCCACCACGUAUUCUGUCCGCCUCACCUGCCUCUACCCUGCGGGCGGUUCCUCUACACUGACCGGCCGCCUGACCACACGGAAGGUCCCCAGCCCGAGCCAGCUCUCGGUGACAGAGCUCCCUGGGGACGAGGUCCAGCUGGAGUGGGCAGCUGCCGCGGCUUCUGGAGUGCUCGUCUACCAGAUCAAGUGGACCCCCCUGGGAGACGGGAAGGCCCAUGAGAUCUCUGUCCCAGGGAACCUGGGUGUGGCGGUCCUGCCUGGCCUCCAACGCCACUUGGAGUAUGAGAUCACCAUCCUGGCCUACUACAGGGACGGGGCCCGCAGCGACCCAGUGUCCCUCCGCUACACCCCUGGUGCUGCCUGCCUCACAGCACGCCGGAGCCCACCCUCCAACCUGGCCCUGGCUUCCGAGUCACCCAGCAGCCUGCGGGUCAGCUGGACCCCCCCAAGUGGCCACGUCCUCCGCUACCGGCUCACCUACGUGCUGGCCUCGGGCUCGGGACCCGAGAAGUCGAUCUCUGUCCCAGGAUCCAGGAGCCACGUGACACUCCCCGACCUGCUGGCAGCCACCAAAUACAGGGUCCUGGUCUCAGCAGUCUAUGGAGCAGGGGAGAGUAUGCCAGUGUCUGCCACAGGCCGGACGGCCUGCCCCGCCCUCAGCCCCGAUGGCCCCCUCCCAGGCUUCGACCUCAUGGCGGCCUUCGGCCUGGUGGAGAAGGAGUACGCUUCCAUCCGUGGUGUUGCCAUGGAGCGCGCGGCGUUCAGCUGUGCCAGGACCUUCACGCUCUUCAAGGAUGCUCAACUGACCCGCCGGGCCAGUGGCCUCCAGCUGGCUGCCCCCCCACCAGAGCACACGGUGGUCUUCCUGCUGCGUGUGCUGCCCGAGACCCCCCGCGAGAGCUUCGCGUUAUGGCAGAUGACGGCCGAGGACUUCCAGCCCAUCCUGGGGGUCCUGCUGGAUGCUGGCAGGAAGUCUCUGACCUACUUCAACCACGACCCCAGGGCCACCUUGCAAGAGGUCACCUUUGACCUGCCCGAAGUGAGGAGGAUAUUCUUUGGAAGCUUCCACAAGGUGCACGUGGCCGUGGGCCGCUCCAAGGUCAGGCUCUACGUGGACUGCCGGAAGGUGGCCGAGAGGCCCAUCGGGGAGGCGGGCAGCCCACCUGCCGCAGGCUUCGUGAUGCUGGGGAGGUUGGCCAAGGCCCGGGGCCCCCGGAGCAGCUCAGCCACAUUCCAGCUCCAGAUGCUGCAGAUCGUGUGCAGCGAGUCCUGGGCAGAGGAAGACGUGUGCUGCGAGCUCCCUGCGGCGAAGGAUGGAGAGACCUGCCCUGCCUUCCCAUCCGCCUCCACCUGCACCUGUUCCUCGCAGACCCCUGGGCCCCCAGGGCCCCAAGGACCUCCGGGCCUCCCUGGAAGGAACGGAGCCCCAGGAGAGCAGGGCUUCCCAGGGCCCAGGGGUCCGCCAGGGGUCAAAGGAGAGAAAGGUGACCAUGGGCUCCCGGGCUUGCAGGGCCAUCCUGGUCUCCAGGGAGCCCCCGGGAAGGUCGGCCUCCAGGGACCAAAGGGAAUGCGAGGCCUGGAGGGGAGCACUGGCCCGCCUGGACCUCCAGGCCCGAGGGGCUUCCAGGGCACGGCGGGGGCCAGGGGCACUGGAGGGGAGAGAGGACCCCCGGGGGCCGUGGGGCCCACGGGCCUGCCAGGACCCAAAGGGGAGCGAGGAGAGAAGGGUGAGCCACAGUCCCUGGCCACCAUCUACCAGCUCCUGAGCCAGGCCUGCGAGUCUGCCAUCCAGACUCAUGUGCUGAAGUUCCACUCCUUUCUCCAUGAGAGCGCCAGGCCCCUCAGGCCCAUCUGGGAGGCCCCCAGGCACCCCGGCACACUCAGUGAGGCCCGGCUCCCUGGAGAAGGGGGAGAUGUUGGCCCCCGCCCGGUGAACAGAGGACGGUUCCCGUGCUGCCCACAGUGA